CCGAUCAUGAGCCCCUGUUGGCUCUGAAGAAAUCGAAGGAUUACUCGGGCAUGAUCGGGCGAUGGGCAACGGUGUUGAAGAGCAUGAACUUUGACAUUCGUCAUCGGAAGCACGAGAGACACGGGAAUGCGGACGGACUGUCACGACUGCACCGGCCUGAGAAAGUUCCGAAGAGUGAGGAGGUGAUUCCGUGGAACGAACCCGAACAGGAGAUCGGACCUCGGUACGGACAACCGGGGCGCCGCCAGUUGAUUGCGCAGGAGCUCAUCGCGCUGAUCGUGCAAUUAGCGUACGAUCUCUUGCCCGACAUCUAUUCGCAGAGUGACGACAGUCCAGCUCCGCACGUUCUCGAGCAGUCAUUGGAUCCGUACCUUCAGUUUACUGCGUGCUUGGAGGAGCCCAGGGACGAAGAUACGCUGUCGUCGCGGCAGGAAUAUCUGAAGCCGUACGAUAUCAUCCCUCACGCCUUCUAUCCGAGGGCGGAGGAAGUAACGAUCGACGACGACGACGACGAAGAGGAUGAAGAUGAGGAAACUUCAGAGGAGGGAAGCUAUAGCGAAUAUAGUGAGGGAGAGCUGAGUGAAGAAGAAGAGGAGGGAGAAGAAACCGGAUCUGAGUGGGAAGCCUUGGCGAAGGAAGCGACGCGCACGGGAACGCAGGCGGAAGAUCCGGAAAUAGCGCGAAAGCGCGAAGAAAUUGCCACUGGGAAGCACCAACUGGAGUUUGCCAGCGGAGCCGGCCUGCGCAUUGGUAACGAUCCGACCAGAGAUCCGGAGCUGCCAAAGCCCGAAGAUGGCGACCUUGCAGCCUCCACCUCAAGUGCCACGCGACGAAGACGGAGCCGAUCCCCCUCCUCCUCCAGCCCCACCCGUACCCCAGUUCGCCCACGUACCGAUGAGGGCGAUAGGCCUUCGUCCUCGGACGCUAUUCCGCCGACCCCUUGAUUUUCUCACCCUCGAACAGAUCCGCACCCCAGUCACCU
Chara braunii is the source of this 982-nucleotide messenger RNA. The record is from the annotation of a GenBank genome assembly. Lineage: Eukaryota; Viridiplantae; Streptophyta; Charophyceae; Charales; Characeae.